GAUCGGUUUGUGGAGCAUGGCGGAAGAUUCGAGGAUGGUGCGGUAGAGCGGUUCCAAGGCCCUUACAAGUUCUUGUCGAACUUCUUCUGGUCUCAGCUGGACUAUGAGGGCCUUUGCUACCCCUCCGUGGAGCAUGCUUUCCAAGCCGCGAAGCUACGCAGAAAUGAGGAGCGAUUGGCUUGGGGCUUUACUGGCAGCGUCAGCUUCGGUGAGGCCAAGCGGCUAGGACGCCAGGUGCCUUUGCGGGAAGAUUGGAAGGAGAUCAGAGAAAAAGUCAUGGCUUCUUGCCUCUCUGCCAAAUUUUCCGACCCCAGCUUGCGCGAGAAGCUGCUGCGGACAGGAGACCGUGAACUCAUAGAUGGCCAUUCUGGUAGCCCAGAUUUGAUUUGGGGAUAUCACAUCCCAUCGCAGAAGGGCGAGAACCGACUGGGCAUUUUGCUCAUGGACCUGCGCGCAAAGAUACGCGCUCCACAGACCACCUCUGGCAGUCGUGCCUUGUUCCACCUGGACUGGCCUGUCAAAUGCCUCCACGAUGGCCUGCCGCAAGCUUACGCCUCUCGCAUCCGCGACCUCGCUGUUGGCGCCGGCCUCGCUGGAUGCAGUGUGGUCCUCCCACGCCGGAAGAUUUGCAUUGCUCUCUGCGGGCGAAGUAGCGACAUCGACGCUUGGGAGCAUCGGAUGCGGACGGAAGACGUGGAUGUGAACAGCCGGGGACGGCCUUGUCGUGAGCGCAUGCUGGUGGAGCUCUUGCGCAUGAGCGGGGCUGGAGCGUGCGAUACUUUCUCUCAGCGCGAG
Molecule: messenger RNA, 795 nt
Organism: Symbiodinium necroappetens
Lineage: Eukaryota; Dinophyceae; Suessiales; Symbiodiniaceae
Source: the annotation of a GenBank genome assembly